UCCACCAGCCAGUGCAAAUAAAGCUCAAGACUUACAUUUAAGAUGGUCAACGUCGGCCACAUUUUCGUGUGGGCCUUGCUCUUGGUCACCACUUGGGGCACUGAUCUGAGUGAUGAUGAGGCGCUCAAUGACGUUUUGGGCGAACUUGAGUUUGACGACUCCUCGCCGAGAUUAACGCGCGACACUUCUCUGUCGGCCAAGCACAUCGAGAAGAUCGAUGUGAAAUGCGACCAAGGUGGUGGUAUGAUGGUCGAGGUUGAGUUCUCCGAGGACUUCGAGGGAGUCAUCUACAGCCAGGGAUACUUCAGCGACCCCAAGUGCAACUACGUGAAGGGCGACCGAUCGGGACGCAGUUUCACUUUCACAGUGCCAUACGAUGGAUGCGGCAGCAAGCCCUCGUGCUCCGUUUGCGCCUCAAUCGAGAACAUCCUGAUCAUCCAGGACGACAGGGACAUUCAAAACAGCUUCGAUAUAGCACGGAAAAUAUCGUGUAGUCGGGGUGAUGAACGUGAGAAGACUGUAUAUUUCAAGCCAUUUGUCGUGGACAUGCUCGAGGUUAUAUCGGUGGAUACACCGAGUGGGCCGGUAGAGUGCUGGAUGGAGAUCGGCACGGGAACUCCUCCCAAUGUCAAGCCCAUCCAGGGCACUCUAACCCUGGGAACUGACAUCACUUUCACCAUCAACGUUAAGCACUCGGAACAGGCAUGGGAUAUAAACAUACUGCAAUGUUAUGCCUCCGAUGACAUGGACUUUGAGGCCAGGACGACGAAGAGAUUGCAGCUGUCGGACAAGAGGGGAUGCUCGAUAAAGGAGAAAAUCUUUGGGGAGUGGCGAAAGUUUGAGGCGGGCUCCAGUCUAACAUCCACCUACUAUAAUACACUCAAGGCAUUUAGGUUCCCCGACCGAUCUCAGGUGUAUCUGAAGUGUGACAUUGAACUCUGCAAUGGAGCGUGUAAGAGGGACUACACUUGUGGCAGUCUCAGGUCGUUGCCAUGCCCCGAAGGAUCAACUGAUCCUCAGUGUCUACAGGACCAUCUUAUCUCACCAAAGCCCCGCUGCUACCCUGGCUCCAGGGAGCCAGGCUGCCCAAAGCCCACUUCCCCUCCACCCACAACGAUCAGAAUACCAAUAGCCUCAACAUUCACGCCCAGGCCACGAUGCUAUCCUGGAUCCAACGAUCCAAGCUGUUCGGAAACUCCGCAAACUACGUCCCCACCCAGUUGUCCUUUGGGCUCAACUGAACCUCGCUGUCGCGUUGCGCCGCCGGCAACAACAAAGCCAAGGUGUUUUUCCGGAUCAAGGGAUCCGGAAUGUCAACCAGCUACCUAUCUUCCACCAACCACGAGAAGAUCUUCGACCAAGCCGCGUUGCUAUCCAGGAUCAACCGAUCCUGAUUGUCAACCGGCAACAAGGGCACCUAUUACCACAGUAAGGCCAAGAUGCUAUCCAGGAUCCGAUGACCCAGAGUGUCAGCCUGCUACAUACGUUCCGCCAACGACGAGGAGACCUUCCCUUACUACGAAGAGGCCACGUUGUUACCCGGGAUCAACAGAUCCAGAGUGUCAACCCAGAACAAGGCCAACGAUUACCACAUCGCAGCCAAGAUGUUCUCAAGGAUCCACUGACCCUGAGUGUCAACCUGCUACUUAUCUUCCACCAACAACAAGAAGAACUCCUAUUUUGACAACCAGAGUUCCAGUAACAACUUCAAAGCCAAAUUGUUAUCCAGGCUCAACGGAUUCUCGUUGCCCACAAACUCCAAGACCAAGGUGUUAUCCUGGAUCACCAGAUCCUUCCUGUCAACCCGCAACGCGUAUAACUCAGAAGCCACCCACUUCUCCACAGCCAAAAUGCUAUCCCGGCUCAUCCGAUCCAGAGUGCCUCAAUUGCUAUCCGGGUUCUCCCGAUCCGAGUUGUCCCAAAGUGCCAACCACAAAGAAAGCUGGAUGCUUUGAUGGUACGGAUGACCCAAGAUGUCAACCCGCUACCUACUUACCGCCUUCGACUCGUCGACCACCGACCAUUGCACCGCGACCACGGUGUUAUCUUGGAUCAACGGAUCCCAGUUGUCCACAACCAACCACCCGGACACCUAUUACUACUAUUAAGCCCAGGUGUUUCCCAGGCUCCAAUGAUCCCGAAUGCCAACCAGCAACGACUAGAAGACCCGUAACUACCUCCAAGCCAAAUUGUUAUCCUGGUUCGACAGACAGGCGCUGCCCCCAAGAACCCGUGACCACAUCAAAGCCGAGAUGUUAUCCUGGCUCAACGGACCCUGAAUGUCAGCCACCAACUACGGUUCGAACGACAAUUACAACGUCGAGGCCAAGGUGUUACCCGGGUUCCAGCGAUCCUAGUUGCCAGCCUCCGACAACAAGAAGGCCAAUAACCACGCCUAAGCCAAACUGUUAUCCGGGCUCCACAGAUAGUCGCUGCCCGCAGACACCGCGAACUACGCCGCAACCUAGGUGUUACCCUGGAUCCACAGAUCCUGACUGUCAGCCUGCAACUUACCUUCCACCAACGACAGCAAGAACAACGAUUGCUACUACCAAACCAAGGUGUUAUCCUGGUUCAAGCGAUCCGUAUUGCCAGCCACCAACAACAAGGAAACCAAAUUGUUAUCCUGGAUCCACCGAUAGUCGCUGUCCACAAAACCCACCUACUACAGCAAAACCAAAGUGCUAUCCCGGUUCAACAGAUCUGGAGUGCCUGAAUUGUUACCCUGGUUCACCCGAUCCUAGAUGCCCCAAGGUCCCAACCACGAAAAAGGCAGGAUGCUUUGAUGGUUCGGAUGAUCCCAGGUGUCAACCUGCCACUUACUUGCCGCCAUCAACAAAGCGGACUCCUACAAUUGCUCCUAAACCAAGGUGCUACCCAGGAUCAAAAGAUCCGGGAUGCCCUCAGAUUACAACAAGGGCACCCACUUCCACAGCUAGACCACGCUGCUACCCAGGAUCCACUGACCCCGAGUGUCAGCCUGCUACUUCCUCGCCUCCGAUAACGAGAGUACCUGUAACAACAAGGAUUCCGUUAACAACAGCUAAGCCGAGGUGUUAUCCAGGCUCACAGGAACCUGGAUGCCAACCUGCAACUAGGCCACCAAUUACCACCUCCAAGCCAAGAUGCUAUCCAGGAUCUCUGGACCCCGAGUGUCAGCCUUCUACUUACCUUCCGCCAACAUCUGUUAGAACCACCGUGCCAACUAUUCCGACGACCAGAAUUCCCGUAACUACAUCAAAACCAAAUUGCUAUCCGGGCUCAACAGACCGACGCUGUCCAAAGGAACCCGUUACAACACCAAAGCCUAGAUGUUACCCUGGCUCACCAAACCCAGAAUGUCAACCGCCUCCUACAACUAGAACACCUGUGACAACAUCCAAGCCAAAUUGUUAUCCAGGCUCCACCGAUAGUCGCUGUCCCCAGAAACCACCUACUACGCUAAAACCGAAGUGCUCCCCUGGCUCUUCAAAUCCUGAGUGCCUGAAUUGUUAUCCUGGCUCCCCUGAUCCGAGAUGCCCCAAAGUUCCUACCACAAAGAAAUCCGGAUGCUUUGACGGCUCACAAGAUCCAAGGUGUCAGCCUGCCACGUAUUUGCCACCAUCAUCUCGUCGCCCUCCCACAAUUGCACCCAAGCCCAGGUGCUACCCAGGAUCUACAGAUCCCAGUUGUCCACAACCAACUCAACCAUUCACGACUCGGAUACCUAUAACUACACAGAAACCUAGAUGUUAUCCGGGAUCUACUGCCCCCGAAUGUCAGCCAGCUACUAUUCCUACCCCAACCUCCACAAGGCCUGUAACUACUAUAACUACAUCGAAGCCAAAUUGUUAUCCUGGCUCGACAGACAGACGAUGCCCGCAGAUACCAGUGACUACAACAAAGCCUAGAUGUUAUCCUGGCUCCACUGACCCACAGUGUCAGCCUGCAACUUACUUGCCCCCAACGACAGUUACUACUGUCAGGCCAAGGUGUUAUCCAGGAUCCAUUGAUCCCGGUUGCCAGCCUCCUCAAACAACUAAAACGCCGAUAACCACAUCAAAGCCUGUUUGCUAUUUAGGAUCAACGCAUAUUCGUUGCCGCCAGAAUCCGCCAACGACUCAAAAACCAAAAUGUUUUGUGGGCUCUACAGAUCCUGAGUGUCAACCAGCCACGUAUCUCCCUCCAACAACCGUAUCACCCACCAUACCAACAACCAAACCAAGGUGCUAUCCUGGAUCAACUGACUCCAGCUGUCAACCUAAAACCUCUCCACCGACUUCAAGACCUCUUAUAACUACAUCGAAGCCAAGAUGUUAUCCGGGCUCACCAGAUCCUGAGUGUCAACCGGCAACUUACCUUCCUCCCACAACCUCACGCACAACGAUUCCUCCAACACGACCAAGGUGCUAUCCUGGUUCCAGUGAUCCUAGGUGCCAGCCAACAACGAACUUGCCACCGACAACUCGGACGCCUGCAACCAGACGCACGACCAUUCCCGUUACGAAGCCAAGGUGUUAUCCGGGAUCCAGUGACCCAGAAUGUCAACCAGCAACCUAUUUGCCGCCCACAACAAGAGUACCUGUAACAACAUCUAAGCCAAACUGCUAUCCAGGCUCUACAGAUAGUCGUUGCCCUCAGAAGCCACCUACUACUCCGCAACCCAAGUGCUAUCCUGGCUCAUCAGAUCCGGAGUGCCUCAAUUGCUAUCCCGGUUCGCCCGAUCCAAGAUGUCCAAAAAUCCCAACCACAAAGAAAGCAGGAUGCUUUGAGGGUUCAGAUGAUCCGAGAUGCCAACCCGCCACCUAUUUACCUCCGUCGUCACGUCGGCCACCCACUAUUGCCCCCAAGCCGAGUUGUUAUCCAGGAUCUACAGAUCCCAGUUGUCCGCAACCAACUAAACCUACCACAACAAGGACACCAUUAACUACAUCUAGACCUAGGUGCUAUCCCGGGAGUACAGAUCGCGAAUGCCAACCAUCAACAUAUUCUCCACCGACAUCUAGAUCACAAAUAACUACCCUGAAACCCAGAUGUUAUCCUGGGUCAAGGGACCCUGAAUGUCAGCCAGCAACUUAUGCGCCUCCAACUACAAGGACUCCUGUGACAACAUCCAAGCCAAAUUGCUAUCCAGGCUCCACGGAUAAACGCUGUCCGCAGGAAGUCGUAACAACACAAAAGCCCAGAUGUUAUCCUGGCUCACCGGAUCCCGAAUGUCAGCCCGCAACUUACCUUCCUCCCACCACCUCACGCACAACGAUUCCUCCGACUAGACCUAGGUGCUAUCCGGGUUCCAGUGAUCCUAGCUGCCAGCCAACAACGAACUUGCCACCGACAACUCGAACGCCUGUAACCACGAGGAAGCCAAAUUGUUAUCCGGAAUCAACAGAUAGUCGGUGCCCACAGACGCCUCAAACGACGCUAAGGCCAAAAUGUUACCCAGGAUCCACAGAUCCCGACUGUCAGCCUACCACGUAUCUUCCGCCAUCUACACCAAGGCCAACAGUUCCUACAACCCAGCCUAGGUGUUAUCCAGGAUCAAGCGAUCCCUAUUGCAAGCCACCAACAACAAGAGCGCCUCUCACAACCCCAAAACCAAACUGUUACCCAGGUUCCACGGAUAGUCGUUGCCCACAGAGGCCACCAACUACUUCGCAGCCCAAAUGCUUCCCUGGAUCAUCAGAUCCGGAGUGUCUGAAUUGUUACCCUGGUUCGCCCGAUCCCAGAUGUCCUAAAGUGCCAACCACAAGGAAGGCAGGAUGUUCAGAUGGCUCCGAUGAUCCAAGAUGCCAGCCAGCCACGUACUUGCCACCUUCAACUACAAGAGCACCUAAGCCAAAUUGCUACCCGGGAUCAACUGAUCCUAGGUGUCCGCAACCAACUCAGGCGACAACCUUAAGAACGCCAGUUACCACGACGAGGUGUUACCCAGGCUCUCCAGAUCCUGACUGCCAACCAGCAACAAGAGCACCUGCCACAACUUUGAGGCCAAGAUGUUAUCCCGGCUCCAAUGAUCCCGAAUGCCUGCCGUCAACUUAUUCUCCUCCGACAACAAGAAUUCCAGUAACCACAUCUAGUCCAAAUUGUUAUCCGGGCUCGAGAGAUACACGCUGUCCACAGGCGCCUGUAACUACACAGAGACCCAGGUGUUACCCUGGUUCGAAGGAUCCUGAGUGCCAACCCGCUACCUAUCUCCCACCGACAACGGCAAGGACAACGAUUCCGACGGUCAGGCCAAGAUGUUAUCCGGGCUCCACUGAUCCAGAUUGUCAGCCAGCUACAUACACGCCUCCAGUAACUAAAACGCCUAUCACCACGCCCAAGCCCCGCUGCUAUCCGGGCUCCAAUGAUCCGUCUUGCCAGCCCGCUACCUAUCUUCCACCCACAACUGCUAGCAGGUGCUAUCCUGGUUCCAGCGAUCCUAAAUGUCAACCUGCCACCUAUGCUCCUCCCUCGACCAGAGCUCCUUUAACUACUUCCAGGCCCAAUUGUUACCCCGGCUCCACGGAUAGUCGCUGUCCCCAGACACCGCCAACGACACCUAGACCAAGGUGUUAUCCAGGAUCAUCGGAUCCUGAGUGCCUGCCAGGAACAACGUCCAGACCUCCGAUUGCCGGAACCACGCCGGUAUACUGCUACCCAGGGUCCAUCGAUCCACGCUGCCCUGACUCCGGAUACAGGGGCACAAGCCGAAUUCCAGCCACAUAUCUGCCGCCACUGAGUGAUCCUGGCUACGAUAGAACCAUUCGGAAUGCGAAGACCCUGUUCUUCAACGAAAUCAAUCACUUGGCCUUCACCGACAACAACGUCUUCGAGCUCGACGACGACGAAGUCGAGAGCUCGAGGGUCAAGCGCGAGUUGAAACCCGACGAGGAUGACCUCCUGUCCAAGAGGAUCAUGAAGCGCGAGUCCAACCAGGAGCACAAUUCCGAGCAGGAAGUGAUUUCCCUGACCCUCGGGGUCAGAACUGGCAUCAGUGUGAAGUAGUCGUUGAAGGUCUAGUAGAUUGUAAGGCAUACAAAUAUUAUAAUAUCAUCAUACACCGAUAUGUAUUUACCUAGAAUGAUAUUCAUUAAAUAUAAACUAUGUACAAAUGUAA
Molecule: messenger RNA, 7078 nt
Organism: Drosophila sechellia
Lineage: Eukaryota; Metazoa; Arthropoda; Insecta; Diptera; Drosophilidae
Gene: zye
Product: zona pellucida domain-containing protein zye
Exons: 4
Coding region: 43-6966 (2307 amino acids)
Source: RefSeq, a predicted model, not a curated record